Marmota monax (woodchuck) is the source of this 7817-nucleotide messenger RNA. RefSeq names its product wolframin ER transmembrane glycoprotein (gene Wfs1). Gene Ontology annotation, molecular function: protein binding. Gene Ontology annotation, cellular component: endoplasmic reticulum membrane; endoplasmic reticulum. The record is from RefSeq and is a predicted model, not a curated record. Gene Ontology annotation, biological process: calcium ion homeostasis; endoplasmic reticulum unfolded protein response. Lineage: Eukaryota; Metazoa; Chordata; Mammalia; Rodentia; Sciuridae. The coding region runs from base 4608 to 7040 and encodes 810 amino acids. The transcript is spliced from 7 exons.
UAGUUUUCGGCGGACACAACAUCUUUGUUUGUAUGUGGUGCUGAGGAUCGAACCCGGGCCGCACGCAUGCCAGGCGAGCGCGCUACCGCUUGAGCCACAUCCCCAGCCCUGACUUUCACCUUGAGGAACCACCUUGUGCUGGAGAAGAUGGGGGAGCGGAGCAGGAGAGUGAGGCUUUGGAGCCUGGAGCACAAGAAAGGUGGCCAGUCUGCCUGGCGGCUGGGCAUGGACAGGGAAAGGAGGAAGCCAGGGUGACCUCAGGAGCCCCUAGGUGGACAGUGGUGGCACAGCUGAGACGGGACCCCAGGGGGAGGGGUCAGAGCUUGGUCCCGGCAGUGGGUGUGAGGAGGGGUCGGGAGCCAGUGCACUGUGGGUGCGCGCUAGAUGCUGAGUGGGGAGCAAGCCACAGCCCCGAGCAGCACUCGGAGUCCCGCUGUCAACAGCGCAGGAAGACAGCAUGUUGCGUACGUUGCCUUGGACUGACCUGGCUGUCGGCUUGCGUGUGUGUUGUGAUCCCUGUGCCGUAGCUGACACAGCAUGAAGCAGGGUCCUUUGAGCUCACCCGAUGGCCUCCAGGCCUCUUGGAAACCUGGCCGUGUGCCUCUUGAUUGUUACUUUAACCUCCUUUGGAGGCAUUCCAAGCCUCCAACGUCGUCUCCUCCAUGAAGCCUCCCCUGUCACCAUUGAUGUCCCCACCUGUCCUGGUAGAAUGGAGUUGUCCUCGCUGUCCCUGGGGGUGGGCCUUACCAAGGGCAGGGGUCAUGCCUUGUUAACUGGCUUCCCUUGGCUCCUGGCACUCACAUUGGUGGGUGAGGGUGUGGCUGAGUUCACACGUCCUGUUUGGGCCUAGUGGAAGGGUGCCUGUCUGGGCAAGACCUGCCCCAGUACCCACUGUCUCCAUCCCUGCACAGAGCUCGGCCAGCUCAGGCAGGCGGGGCUGCGGUCAAGGAUCCCUCACUGUGUUCCUUCCCAAGGACAGAGUUAGUGGCACAGAGGCUAAUGGCCCACUCCUUACAUGCAAGGUAGCCCCAACUGCCCCGUGUGAGGAGCACUCCUUGGACCAGGGUAACCUCAGCUUCCCCAUGUGUGGGAAACCUUGGUCCAGAGUGGCCUAGGUGUCCUGUUGGGACAAGGCCACAGCACUCUGCUCUGGCCACAGGGAUGAUGCCAACAUACAGUGCAUUUUUUGACAUGCAUUCAAAAAUUUCAGGCGUCCGUGGGUAGCCGCAGUAGUGUGAGACUGGAAGCCAGCUUGCUGUUGCUGGCCAACCAGGGAAGGCUCUACACGUGGUCAGCUGGUGGGGAAGGACCCAGAGGCUUGCAGCACAUGGCCGGGAUGGUUCUACACUCCUAAUGGGCAGGAAGGUCCCUCUCUUCACCCUUCUUCUACCGAAGGGAGCUGAACUUGGCAGUUCAGUCACUAAGCCCGGUGCAUGCUGGGCUGUGGCUGUAUUGGAUUGGGGGAGACAGAGGAAUGCCGAGGGCCCUGCUCUCGCUGCUGCCUUCUCAGCCCCCUUCUCUGUUGGUUCAGCACUUCCUAGCUGCACUGUAGUGCUGCAUCAGAAACCAGGGCUUAGAGACAGGUAGGCCCAGGAGCCCCUGGAGGCUACCUCACAGCGGACAGCAAGAAAGGCCCAGUGGGCUACUCGGGAAGGGAAAAGGCCUCUCAGAGCCGCUUUAUGGGCCCUGGAAUCAUUGCUGAGUAAAGUCCCUGGGGGAAGUUGAGCCCAAAACUCUGCAGGGAGACUUGCCACUGUGUGGGGGUCACUGCACCUUCCCCAGGAGCUCUUCUUGCUCCUCUUCCACCAUCACAAGCCUCUUCAGAGCGCCCUCAGGGGCUACAUGCACUUGUUUUUUAAAUGUAUUUAUUUUUUAGUUGUAGGUGGACACAUAUCUUUAUUUCAUUUUUAUAUGAUGCCAAGGAUUAAACCCAGUGCCUCAUAUGUGCCAGGCAAGCGCUCUAUCUCGGAGCCUCAACCCCAGCCCCCACUUUUUUUUUUUUGUAAAUACUUUUUGUUCUUUUUAGUUCUAUAUAACUUUAGGAUACAUUUGACAAUCGCAAAAGCAUAGAAUAUGAUUUGCUCCAAUUCAAUCCCCAGCACUUCCUCCUUCCCUUCCUCCCCUCCUUCUAUUCUACUAUCUUCCUGUAAUUUACUUAUAGAUUUUUUAAAAACUAAUAUGGUGUGUCUGUAGUGAUGUUGUGGUUCAUUGUGCUGUGCUCACAUAUGUGCUUAAAAUUUGUUCAGGUUGAUUCCACCCUCUUCCCUUUCCCAUCCCUUCUUCCUUCUGAAUGCCUUGUCUGCUCUACUGAUCUUUCCUCUAUUUUGAUGAAACUUUCUCUCCCUUUUUUCCCUUUAUCUUUUUCUUUAUUUGUGGCCCCUCCCCUCAUUUUGGAUUAGUUUUCACAUACCAGAGAAAACAUUCAACCUUUGACUUUUUGGGGACUGGCUUAUUUUUCUUACCAUGAAAGCCCUGGGUUCCAUCCAUUUACCAACAAAUGCCAUGAUUUCCUUCUUCCUGACGGCUCCCCGGUGUGUAUCCACUCAUCUGUGGAUGGCACCAAGGUUUGUUCCGCAGCUAGUUUUUUGAGUUGGGCCACUGUAAACAUGACGUGGCUGUGUCACUGCAGUAUGCGAUCAGAAAUCUUUGGGGUGCGCAGGAGAGGGAUGGCUGUAUCAUGUGGUGGUCCUCUUCCUAGUUUUUCAAGGACUCUCCAUCCUGCUACCCGGGUGCUUCCUUUUCUCAUUGCACUAAUUUGCAGUCCUACCUAAAUACCAAAAGGUGUGGCAUACCUUGUCCCCACUUUCUUGCCAACAUUUAUUAUCUGUAUUCUUGAUCAUUGCUGUUCUGACUGGAGUGAGGUGAGUCUCAGUGUAGUUUUGAUUUGCAUUUCCCUCGUUGUUAGAGAUGUUGAACAGUUUUGAUGUAUUGUUGAUUCGUAUUUCUUCUUUUGAGAAGUUCAGUCUUUUCACCCUUUUAUUGACCGGUCAUCUGGUGUUUGGUGUGAGUGUUCUGAGCUCUUCAUAGAUCCUGGACAUCGACGCCCUGUCUGCACUUUGGGGUCAUCUUCCAUCUCCCUGCACUCUCUCCUAACUGGUAUGACACUCAGACCCUCACCCUUGAACCUCGCGCUUGUGUCGUCUUUGGCCACUUUACUGCCACUGCCUCCCCUGGAGCACUGGGUGCCCUGAGGCAGGGGCCAGUGGCACUGCAGCAGAGCCCAGCUCAGGGCUGGCAGAGACUGGAGCUGGGACAGCCGCAGAGGAAGUGGCGAGGAGCUGGCCCUCUGUGUGCUGUGGCUGGGGACCAGGUGUCACGUCCUUCACUUCUGUCUGUGGUCUCUGGAAACAGUGAGAGGGCAAAAGUCUUCUGCCAAGCGCCCCUCGUGCUUCCCAGGUGCCAGAGCCAGGUGUCUCGUCUCUGCCGAGGGGGAGCAUAGCAGGGGUUGGAGUCAAGCUGUGGGACUGAGUGUCAGCCCUUAAAUAUUGUCUGCCUGAAUCAAAGAAAGGAGCUGGUAAAAAUGAGUAGUUUUAAAAGCUCUCUUCAUUCCUGUGAUACCCAGUGUCGAUAAGGUUGUAAUGGAAUUGAUGUAGUUGUAUGAUGUUUUUGUAGGUAACUUUUUAGGAAGACGAAUAGAGCAUGAGCCCUGUGAUGAGUCGUUCAGUUGGAGAAGCUGUUAGGAAAAUCAUUUCCCACGGAAAACAAAGGGUGCACAGAAUGGUCUGUGGCACCAUUUUAUAAAGUAAGGGGCCACAGGGAACAACCCCGAGGCCCGAGAGAGUGGAAAGGCUGGCAAGCCUGAGCAUGCCCCCCCGCCCCAUGGGAAUUAGGAGCCACUGAGGUGGUGAACUCACUGUGGCGCAGUGUGGAAAUUGAGCGAGUCACUGUGGUGCCCCACAGGUCACAUGCUGGCCUCCUGACCUGCUGUGCAGUGCUACUAGGAGGUGGGCCUUCAGGGGCCGGUGAGGUCAUGAGGGUAGAGAACACACACAUGGGACUAGUGCCCUUAUAAAAGAGACCCCCACCCCAGAACUCCUUCACCCCUCCCAUGCAAGGCCCUAGCAAGAAGGUGCCAUCUGUGAACUAUAAACGGGGCCUUUGCCAGACAUCAUCUGCUGGCACCUUGAUCUUGGACUCCCAGUCUCCAGAACUGGGAGUAAUAAAUUCUGUUGUAAGGCGCCUGGUGUGUGGCAUCUAUCAUAGCCCCCCCGACAGACUGAGACACUCACUUAUCAGCAAAAAGCAUCUGUACCAAGAUGUCCGUACGCUGACUGUACUCUCCAGAAGGCAGGUGUUUGUGGUGACAAUUGUUGGCAUGCUGAGUCCUGCACGUUCUUUUUGUCCAGGCCAGUGUCUUUCAAAUGGAGCCCUUAGAUUUUCUAGAGCUCCAGCAAGAGAAGGCCUGAGCUGAGGGGGACACUAGUGGGACUCAGGACUGUGCCUGUCCCUGUGCCUCCCAUUUCUGCUGUCGGAAGUCACUGCGCUUGGUAGAUGCUGCAGUCUCUUCUCUGGGGCUGUUUGGAGAGCUGGGAGGCAGACUGCUGCUCCCUGGCCCUGUCCUGUCUUUGCGGCGGUUCUGUUGCUCCUGGCCUGGAUUUUACAGACCCAUGAGGAGAGAGAUGGAAAUCCCAUUUGAGGAAGUCCUGGAGAAGGCCAAGGCUGGGGACCCUAAGGCACAGACAGAGGUGGGAAAACACUACCUGCGACUGGCCAGUGAUGGGGACGAAGAGCUUAACAACUGCACAGCCGUGGACUGGCUGAUCCUGGCCGCCAAACAGGGCCGGAGGGAGGCGGUGAAGCUGCUGCGCCGGUGCCUGGCCGACAGGAAAGGCAUCACUUCCGAAAAUGAGCCAGAGGUGAAGCAGCUUUCCUCCGAGACUGACCUGGAGAGGGCUGUGCGCAAAGCUGCGCUGGUCAUGUAUUGGAAGCUCAACCCCAAGAAGAAGAAGCAGGUGGCUGUGUCGGAGCUACUGGAGAAUGUGGGCCAGGUCAACGAGCAUGAUGGAGGAGCGCAGCCAGGCCCUGUCCCCAAGUCCUUGCAGAAGCAGAGGCGAAUGCUCGAGCGCUUGGUCAGCAGUGAGUCCAAGAACUACAUCGCCUUGGACGACUUUGUGGAGAUCACCAAGAAGUACGCCAAGGGCAUCAUCCCCAGCAACCUCUUCCUCCAGGAUGAUGACGACGACGAGCUGGCUGGGAAGAGCCCCGAGGACCUGCCACUGCGCCAGAAGGUGAUGAAGUACCCCUUACACGCCAUCAUGGAGGUCAAAGAGUACCUGAUCGACGUGGCCUCCAAGGCAGGCAUGCACUGGCUGUCCACCAUUGUGCCCACCCACCACAUCAAUGCCCUCAUCUUCUUCUUCAUCAUCAGCAACCUGACCAUCGACUUCUUUGCCUUCUUCAUCCCCCUGGUCAUCUUCUACCUGUCCUUUGUGUCCAUGGUCAUCUGCACCCUCAAGGUGUUCCAGGACAGCAAGGCCUGGGACAAUUUCCGCACCCUCACUGACCUGCUGCUACGCUUCGAGCCCAACCUGGACGUGGAGCAGGCCGAGGUCAACUUCGGCUGGAACCACCUGGAGCCCUAUGCCCACUUCCUGCUCUCUGUUGUUUUUGUCAUCUUCUCCUUCCCACUGGCCAGCAAGGACUGUAUCCCCUGCUCGGAGCUGGCCGUCAUUGCUGCCUUCUUCACCGUGACCAGCUACAUGAGCUUGAGCAGCUCGGCCAAGCCCUACACCAGGAGGGCCCUGGUCACUGAGGCGGCUGCUGGGCUGCUCUCCCUUCUGCCCACCAUGCCCGUGGACGGGCGCUACCUUAAGGUACUUGGGCAGACCUUCUUGACUGUGCCUGUCGGCCACUUUGUUGUCCUGAACGUCAGCCUACCCUGCCUGCUCUACGUCUACCUCUUCUACCUCUUCUUCCGCAUGGCCCAGCUGAGGAACUUCAAGGGCACCUACUGCUACUUGGUGCCCUACUUGGUCUGCUUCAUGUGGUGUGAGCUCUCUGUGGCCAUCCUGCUGGAGUCCACUGGCCUGGGCCUGGUCCGCGCCUCCAUUGGUUACUUCCUCUUCCUCUUUGCUCUCCCCAUCCUGGUGGCCGGCCUGGCCCUCAUGGGCGUGGUGCAGUUUGCCCGGUGGUUUGUGUCCCUGGAGCUCACCAAGAUCUUGGUCACCAUGGCAGUCUGCAGCGUGCCCCUGCUGUUCCGCUGGUGGACCAAGGCCAGCUUCUCUGUGGUGGAGAUGGUCAAGUCCCUGACGCGGAGCUCCAUGGUCAAGCUCAUCCUGGUGUGGCUCUCGGCCAUCGUGCUCUUCUGCUGGUUCUACGUGUACCGCUCGGAGGGCAUGAAGGUCUACAACUCCACGCUGACCUGGCAGCAGUACGGCUUCCUGUGCGGGCCCCGGGCCUGGAAGGAGACCAACAUGGCACGCACCCAGAUCCUGUGCAGCCACCUGGAGGGCCACAGGGUCACGUGGACAGGCCGCUUCAAGUACGUCCGGGUGACGGAGAUCGACAACAGCGCCGAGUCGGCCAUCAACAUGUUCCCGUACUUCAUUGGCGACUGGAUGCGCUGCCUCUACGGCGAGGCCUACCCGUCCUGCAGCCCCGGCAACACCUCCACGGCCGAGGAGGAGCUCUGCCGCCUCAAGCACCUGGCCAAGCACCCCUGCCACAUCAAGAAGUUCGACCGGUACAAGUUCGAGAUCACGGUGGGCAUGCCGUUCAGCAGCAGCACCAACAGCACCCGCGGCCACGAGGAGGACGACAUCACCAAGGACAUCGUGCUGCGGGCCAGCAGCGAGUUCAAGAGCGUGCUGCUCAACCUGCGCCAGGGCAGCCUCAUCGAGUUCAGCACCAUCCUCGAGGGCCGCCUGGGCAGCAAGUGGCCCGUCUUCGAGCUCAAGGCCAUCAGCUGCCUCAACUGCAUGGCCCAGCUCUCGCCCGCCAGGCGGCAUGUGAAGAUCGAGCACGACUGGCGCAGCACCGUGCACGGCGCCCUGAAGUUCGCCUUCGAUUUCUUCUUCUUCCCGUUCCUGUCGGCCGCAUGAGCAGCCGCCGCCGCCGCAGAGGCACCAGUGCAUGUUGCUGUGAGGCCUCCCGAGCACUGCCCAGCCAGAUGGCACAGCCCCGUGCCGCGUGUGCGUGUGCUCCCGUGUGCCGAGUGUGCAGACCCAGGGCUUCGAGGACCUUUGGCUCGUGUGUAGACUGCCCAGGGGUGACGGUGGCUGCUCCCUAGCUCUGCCCAUCUUGGAGGCCGAGCACUGCUGGAAUCGCAUGCAGUUUUUGCCCACGUCCUGGCCUUUCCCAGUGAAGCUGGGGUGCCAGGCUAGACCAGAAAGGCCCCGUGUCUCACGAAGCACUUUACAGGUGGUAUUCUCCCCCUCCCCCACGUCCGUGUACCCUGUUGGCUCUGGCUUACUUUUGUGUUGGGUUUGUUUUUUAAAGAACCAUUGCGUGUUUGUGUACUCCAUGAUAGCAUUUCUUAUUUAUUUGGUUAUUGCUAAGCCCUGAUGGCUGUUCGCCUCUCUGGGGCUGCACCGCUGCCUGCAUCCCAGCAUGUGAUCAAGGCAUGGCUGAGAGCUGGGCGAGGCAGCCAUAGGCAGGGCGUGCCACACUGGGCUCUGGGCACCACACCCUGCCUCGUGGCUUUACUGUCCAGCAGGUCGUGGAUAUGUUUGUGCCAGAUUGCCUGAAUCUACCAGGACUUGGAAAGCAAGGAGCACCCUGGGCAUCCCCACUGCUCAGGAAGGUUGGCCAUGUUCAGUACUGUAGAGCAGCUCAGAGUCCUCCCGCAGCCGAAAUAAAGAGCUUUGGUGAAGUCUGUA